AUGAGUUGCUUCUAUCGGCGGGUUCGCUCACUCUUCCAGGGCAAAGCCCACCCCGGUCCCACCACUACGGUUCUGGUGGUUGGUGCAGGCUCAACGGGACUAGCACUGGCUCAGGGCCUCAAAAAGGCUGGUAUACCGUGCAUUGUCGUCGAGAAGAAUGAAUCUCUGGAUGCGCAACCCCGCGACUGGAACAUGGGCCUACACUGGGGCGCGGAGCCUCUCAAGGCCCUGAUUCCAGAGGAAAUGUGGGCACAGAUUCAAACCGUCCAGGUCGAUCCCUCGACCCCAACCGCAGAGCAUGAUUCCCUCCAAUUCCUUAACGGUCAAACUGGCGAGCUCAUGACAGCUGUGCCCGCAAAUGACUUUUACCGUCUGCGGCGCCGAAAGCUCCGCGGGCUCCUCAUGCAAGACUUGGAUAUCCGCUGGGGGGUUCAACUGGAGCGGAUCGAGUACUCGAGCGAUGGUAAAUAUGCCACGGCGCAUUUCGAGAACGGCCCUUCGAUCACGGCGAACCUGAUCGUGGGGACAGAUGGGGCGCGUUCAACGACGAGACAGCUUCUCCUUGGGGCCAACGGGGACAUUCGCACAUUGCCAUACUGUGCAAGCUUUGUACAGGCGCGAUUUACCGCCGAACAGGCGCAAUUCCUGAGAAAGUUUCACCCCCUGUAUCUGGCUUCCAUCAACCCGGCCGGGUACUUCUCCUUCUUCGGGAUGCAUAACGCGGAGCAGCCGGACCGUCCGGAGACAUGGACCUUCUUCUUCUACAUCUCGUGGUAUUCCCCGCGGGAGGAACAGGAACAGACAGCCAACUGGACGAACGCCCAGCGACUGAAACAGGUCAAGGAGUUUGCAACAGCAUAUACCGAGCCCUGGAAGAGCGCAUUUGAAUGGCUGAGCGAUGACCACGAGGUCUGGUACAUGAGCUUGACGGACUUCGACCCAGGAGCGAAGGGCCACCGCUGGGAUAACCACGACGGUCGGGUCACGCUGGCCGGAGAUGCGGCGCAUGCGAUGACCUACCAGCGCGGCCAGGGCCUCAACCACUCUGUCACAGAUGCAGCGGUACUCGCAGAAGCAGUCCGGAAAUUCGUCCGGGGGACUUCCACCCAGGCUGCGGCGAUUAUGGCGUACGAAGAGGAGAUGAUUCCUCGAGCGGGCGGGGAGGUCAGAAUGUCAACCACCAAUACGGAGAUGGUGCAUCACUGGGAUGAGGUUCUGCAGUCGCCAAUUAUGAAAUCAGGCAUGACGCGGGUUCAGGAUAUCAAACUUGAUGGUAUCAAUGGGCACAACCAGCAUGGAGGCCAACAAGCCGUAAAGGGCUAA
Molecule: messenger RNA, 1323 nt
Organism: Aspergillus ochraceoroseus IBT 24754
Lineage: Eukaryota; Fungi; Ascomycota; Eurotiomycetes; Eurotiales; Aspergillaceae
Product: FAD-dependent oxidoreductase
Exons: 3
Coding region: 1-1323 (440 amino acids)
Molecular function (GO): FAD binding
Source: RefSeq, a predicted model, not a curated record